AUCUCCGUGAGGCCCAACACAUCAGCUGGGCUCCAUUUAGCGCUUUUGUCUGAGCAGAAGCGUCUUCUUGCUGCUUACUCUCUUAAUAUGCCCCAGAAAGAAGUUGAAAACCGAGUAGAAGUUGCAACGCCGAUCAAGGCAACUCUACCAUUCGUAGAGAAGUAA
This is a messenger RNA of Protopolystoma xenopodis, 165 nucleotides long. Lineage: Eukaryota; Metazoa; Platyhelminthes; Monogenea; Polystomatidea; Polystomatidae. The record is from the annotation of a GenBank genome assembly.